AUGGAACCUUUCUCCACUUCAGUCUUCAAGUUCAUUCGGCAGGUGAGUUGUUACACACUCCUUAGCGGAUUCCGACUUCCAUGGCCACCGUCCUGCUGUCUAGAUGAACUAACACCUUUUGUGGUGUCUGAUGAGCGUGUAUUCCGGCACCUUAACCUCGCGUUCGGUUCAUCCCGCAUCGCCAGUUCUGCUUACCAAAAAUGGCCCACUAGAAACUCUCAAUCGCCAAGCGGUCCAAUCAAGCGACGGCUUGUUCUUACAUAUUUAAAGUUUGAGAAUAGGUUAAGGUUGUUUCAACCCCAAGGCCUCUAA
This is a messenger RNA of Heterobasidion irregulare TC 32-1, 312 nucleotides long. RefSeq lists its product as uncharacterized. The transcript has 2 exons. Lineage: Eukaryota; Fungi; Basidiomycota; Agaricomycetes; Russulales; Bondarzewiaceae. The coding region runs from base 1 to 312 and encodes 103 amino acids. The record is from RefSeq and is a predicted model, not a curated record.